CUCAACAGCGACCUGGCCAACCUAGGGGCCGAGUGUGUCCGGAUGCUAGACUCGGGGGCCGAUUAUCUGCACCUGGAUGUAAUGGACGGGCACCCUUCUCUUCAGGGAGGUCAGUUUUAUUUUUGGUCUGUAGCUGAGUAGACAGUUGGUGGCUCUUCUCUCCCAGCAGCUUGCGUGGCACCGUCUAGUAUGAAAACGCUAGCCAUCUCAGCAUCAGCUCUGCAUUUCUACGUCCUGCAAACAAAAGGCAUUUUGUUCCCAACAUCACCUUUGGUCACCCUGUGGUAGAAAGCCUCCGAAAGCAGCUAGGCCAGGACCCUUUCUUUGACAUGCAUAUGAUGGUGUCCAGGCCAGAACAGUGGGUAAAGCCAAUGGCUGUAGCAGGAGCCAAUCAGUAUACCUUCCAUCUGGAAGCUACUGAGAACCCAGGGGCUUUGAUUAAAGACAUCCGGGAGAAUGGGAUGAAGGUUGGUCUUGCCAUCAAACCAGGAACUACAGUUGAAUAUUUGGCACCAUGGGCUAAUCAAAUAGAUAUGGCCUUGGUUAUGACAGUAGAACCUGGGUUUGGAGGACAGAAAUUCAUGGAAGAUAUGAUGCCAAAGGUUCACUGGUUAAGGACCCAGUUCCCAACUUUGGAUAUAGAGGUCGAUGGUGGAGUAGGUCCUGACACUGUCCAUAAAUGUGCAGAGGCUGGAGCUAACAUGAUUGUGUCUGGCAGUGCCAUUAUGAGGAGUGAAGACCCUAGAGCUGUGAUCAACUUGUUAAGGAAUGUUUGCUCAGAAGCUGCUCAGAAGCGUUCCCUUGAUCGAUGAGCACAAGGAACCUGGUGUUUCUGUUCAUAAACCUUCUUUUGGCUGGAAUAGAGGAAUACUGACUAACAAAUCAUCUUCCAGUCAAGGCAAAGUUGCUUCUCUGAGAAACUAUCCAUUCCAGUGAUUAAAAUCCAUUGUGCAGAAUGUUUCAGGAGGGUAGAAAUUGGGGUGUAUAACUACAUUUUAGUGGUGCAACUUAAAGAUUAGUAUGAUAAAGUACUGUUUAUACUGGGAGAAUUGAUUUUUGUAAAGAGUGAAAAUAUGGCUGUGGUAAGGUUACAAACAGAAAUUUGUUUUAAUGCCAUCAGCAGGCAAAUUCACUAUUAUGAAAAAAAAAUUGCCUUUUUAAAAACAAUGUCCUGUUUCCCACCUUUAUUCUAAAAAAGCAAAGAACAUU
Messenger RNA from Jaculus jaculus (lesser Egyptian jerboa), 1209 nucleotides. It is a transcript of the gene Rpe, whose product is annotated as ribulose-5-phosphate-3-epimerase. The record is from RefSeq and is a predicted model, not a curated record. Gene Ontology annotation, cellular component: cytosol. Gene Ontology annotation, biological process: pentose-phosphate shunt; carbohydrate metabolic process; pentose-phosphate shunt, non-oxidative branch. Lineage: Eukaryota; Metazoa; Chordata; Mammalia; Rodentia; Dipodidae. Gene Ontology annotation, molecular function: metal ion binding; D-ribulose-phosphate 3-epimerase activity. The transcript has 8 exons. The coding region runs from base 330 to 812 and encodes 160 amino acids.